AUGACGCCCAACUCGAAGCCGACAAGACAGCCUUUCCGCGUUCUGGCUUUCAGCAAGACCUCUGGCUAUCGACAUGAUUGCAUCUCAGCUGCUGUCUCUGCCGUGAAGGCCCUGGGCGAGCGCACGGGACUCUUCACUGUCGAUCGCAGCGAGGACGCCGAGGCCUCUAUCAAUCCUCGAUCCCUAGCAACGUACGCGACUGUCGUGUUCCUUCACUGCACGGGAACGUUCCUGAAUGUUGAACAACUCUCAGCUUUGAAAGGCCACGUGAACUCGGGCGGCGGAUUCGUGGGGGUGCACGCCGCCGGCUCGGGAUUGAGGGAGGAUGAGUGGUAUGGCAAGCUGGUCGGCGCCCAUUUUGACCAGCAUCCGCCGCCCGAGGAGGGCACCUGUGUCAUUGAAGAUCGGGGGCAUUUCAUAAUGCGCCGUGGAGGCGGAAACCAUCCGGCGGAGGCGUGCGACGAUGUUCGGAAACAGUGGACGGACGAGUGGUAUAACUUUCUGUCGCAUCCUAGGGACAACAAUAACCUCCACAUCCUAGCUCGGGGCGAUCCGACAAGCUUCAAUGGCGGUUCCAUGGGGGACGAUCACCCGCUCGUAUGGUGUCAAGAGUUUGAAGGUGGAAGGUCGUUCUAUACGGCCCUAGGCCACUAUGAAGAGGCGUACGAGGACGAAUGGUUCGUUGGACAGAUUCUCAGGGCCAUUCUCUGGACUGCUCGUCAUGAAGACGAAAUGAUCCCCACCAUAUGA
Messenger RNA from Colletotrichum abscissum, 750 nucleotides. Its product is annotated as glycosyl hydrolase. The transcript has a single exon. Bases 1 to 750 code for a protein of 249 amino acids. The record is from RefSeq and is a predicted model, not a curated record. NCBI's taxonomy places the organism in Eukaryota, Fungi, Ascomycota, Sordariomycetes, Glomerellales, Glomerellaceae.